Molecule: messenger RNA, 511 nt
Organism: Ostrinia furnacalis (Asian corn borer)
Lineage: Eukaryota; Metazoa; Arthropoda; Insecta; Lepidoptera; Crambidae
Exons: 2
Coding region: 90-422 (110 amino acids)
Source: RefSeq, a predicted model, not a curated record
CUGUCAGGAUCUGUCACAUUAAUCACAUUGUCAUCUUGCACAAGCGGCGAGUCAUUCAAAAUUCUAGUCUUCUCUCAAAAUCAAUAACAAUGUCUCUAAAAAGCGCUAAAGGGGUUCAAGUACAAGGGAAACCGAAGAAGGAAAACAAGGGGCCAUGUCCGUGGCUCUGCAACAUGGUCCCUACGAAUGUCCCGGGGCCGGGAGCAGCUCAGUCCAUAUUGCACCCUCGGAAGGACGUGUUUGUUCUAAAGGUUGCCAAAGUGGGACCAACGGGUGAUCGUCGUUGUAAAAUGGAGCUUGAGCUAGUUACACCUAAGGGACCAGAGAAAAAACCUAUGUGUCGCAUUGACACCAGAGAGACACAGUGCGACCCUGAACCCCCACCAUGCUGCUGCAUGAAACCCAAAAAGAAGAGAAAGUGAAAUGCUCUACUAAUGUUAAGAAUAACCUAAAACCUCUAGGCCGAAAUGAAGUGAUUCCGAUGUAUAGUAACAUAUGAAUAUAAAUUAAC